Molecule: messenger RNA, 2235 nt
Organism: Dreissena polymorpha
Lineage: Eukaryota; Metazoa; Mollusca; Bivalvia; Myida; Dreissenidae
Exons: 4
Coding region: 104-562 (152 amino acids)
Source: RefSeq, a predicted model, not a curated record
GCUCUUUAUAAAAAGAGAACGCGUCAUCAACAACUAGGCCGAACAACAGACCUAUUUGGUAACACUUUCUUCAAAUAACGACGCAGCGAGGAUCACACGCCCCAUGGAAACUUGCCUUGCCCACUGGAAUGACAGGGAAAUGCAGCUGGUGCGACUACACGAAGAAAUUUUAUCAAAGAGAGAAGCCUUGUUAAACUGUUCCAUAAGCUAUCACCAGAGUCAAGAGCUGCGAUCAAAACAAUUGACUGUAACUUCAGAAGAGGCCUACAUUAGAAAGCACACCCUUCUGCAGGAUAUCAGAAAGUCACAAACAGAAGUGUUUGAGUCAUUGAACUCUGCACCCAGUCCUAGAUUUAUGACGCUGCAGAAGAACUACUGGGCGAUGGUUCGCAGCCAGGUGCCCAUGUGGGAGCAGGAUCUUGGCAUUGUGCCUGCUCCUACAUCAACCCGCAGUGCACCCACACCUAGGGGAGGGCACUCCAGGCGCAGGAAGGCAGCCAGCCAACAGAGUAGUCUCCCUUCCAGGCGCAAACCUUCUCCCAGGCAUGCUCAGAAAUCCUGAGUAAUUCCACUUAUUCCACAGUUCAGAUGUCAGUAGAUUUGCUGGUUGUUAUUGAAAAUGUUAAUUUAAUAUGUGUAGUAACAGAUCAAAUAAGGGGGGGGGGUGCAACAUGACAUACAUUUUCACACAGUAUUAAGAGAUUACUUUCACUAAAGAUCAUAUACAUUAUAAUGGUGCUUAGUAAUGAAUGAAGAGAGACAUUGUAUCAGAUUGCCGAUUAAGAGGUUACAUUGGCAUGUAAUAUUAAACAAUCUCUUAAAAAAAGAACAUGUUAACAGAUACAUAAUAGGGGAUACAUGUUUUACAAACAUCUCUUGUUGAUCAAUAUUUUAUCAUAAAAUGUUUAAAAGAAAGCUAUUUACAUUCAAACAUUGUUGAACAUAACAUAAGCAAGGUCAGAUUCACUGCUAUUUUAGUCUGGAUCCAGUACAACUCACUGAUAUUAAAGCUUGAGCGUGGAUUGUGUGACCAGAGAAUAGGCAGUCUACAGAUUUUUAGAUGUUACACCUUAGGACAUGUGUUCAUAGUGACCAGAGAAAUGACAGUUUACAGAUAGAUGCUACAUCUCUGGACAUGUGUUCCUAGUGACCAGAGAAAUGACAGUCUAUAGAUAGAUCAUGCUACAUCUCUGGACAUGUGUUCCUAGUGACCAGAGAAAUGACAGUCUAUAGAUAGAUCAUGCUACAUCUCUGGACAUGUGUUCCUAGUGACCAGAGAAAUGACAGUCUAUAGAUAGAACAUGCUACAUCUCUGGACAUGUGUUCCUAGUGACCAGAGAAAUGACAGUCUAUAGAUAGAUCAUGCUACAUCUCUGGACAUGUGUUCCUAGUGACCAGAGAAAUGACAGUCUAUAGAUAGAUCAUGCUACAUCUCUGGACAUGUGUUCCUAGUGACCAGAGAAAUGACAGUCUAUAGAUAGAUCAUGCUACAUCUCUGGACAUGUGUUCACAGAGUCUUGUAGCUUACUCUUUAGCUAACAGACUUUUUCACUGUGCAAGCAAUUAUUUAUUGCCGUUAUUUUUAAUAGUUUCACAUGUGUGUGCAAUAACAUUGGCAGCAAGGUAAUUUAGCCUUCAUUACUGAUAUUGAAUCUACCUAGCAACUAAAUUAGCCGUUUUCUUUAAUGAACCUCCAAGAUAGCUUUUGAAAUGUUAUUAUUGAACUAGUUUUAGUUCCCUUUCGUGAUGUGUCUUAGAUAGCGAAAAUUAUCAGCCUCAGUCGGAGUGCGGGAAAAUGUGUGAUAUGAUGUUGUCAUGUAUUAGGGAUGCAGUGUUGUUGAAAACAGAUCUUUCUUAAAGACACAUUGGUAUAUGUAUUAUUAGCAAAUCUUUACAGAUUGUUUAUUUUAUAUAAUUAAGAAUUACUAUUCAAGAUUUGUAUUAUAUCUCGUGUGUAAAAUGUAUAUCCAUCUGUAAUACAUAAUACGAGUAUUUUGAUCUUUUGUGAAGCCGAGUAUAUUUUGUGUUUUGUUCAGUAUCGUGUUGUAUUAAGAUGUAUCUGCAAUUGCUCCCAACUACAUGCCGUAACUGACGUUAACUCACGUGUAUUGUAAGGCAAUUAUUGGGGGUGUGUAUACUUUUAUUAUGUAGGUUAAUGCAAUAUAUGCUCAAUUUGAUUAUUCUUAUAUGCUUUUGUAAACAUAUUUUGACUGUGCAAUACAUUUUAAAAAGCUG